AUGUCCCUUUCAACUAUAACUGUAAAAGCUUUGCGACAACUGCUUAAAGAGAAAUAUACAGUAGAGGAUGACCUUAAUGGAUCCUUAGCUCUACCAAAUAUGCGAUUCCAGCCAUCACGUGAAGGAGAAUAUCAACCACUAAGUCAAUCAUCGCUUCUCAACACUAAACUGAAGCAAAAAAGUAACGAGAACACCCAAAAUUACAACCGCAUACUCAUAUCGAAACUAUCAUGUGAGAAAAUUUCCAAUUUUUCAGUUCGUGGCGGAAAUAUUGAAAUUAUGGGUAUUCUAAUGGGUUUCACUUUGGGAGAUCACAUUGUCAUAAUGGACUGUUUUAAUCUACCUGUAGUAGGAACAGAAACACGUGUAAACGCACAAUUAGAGUCGUAUGAAUAUAUGGUUCAAUAUAUUGAUGAGAUGUAUAAUAAUAAUGUCGAUAGUGACGCACAAGACUGUAAAGAAGUUCAACUCAACGUUGUUGGUUGGUUCCAUUCACACCCUGGUUAUGAUUGUUGGCUCAGUAAUAUUGACAUUCAAACUCAGGAUUUGAACCAAAGAUUCCAAGAUCCAUAUGUGGCAAUUGUGGUAGACCCAUUAAAAAGCUUAAAAGACGGAACCUUAAAAAUGGGCGCAUUUAGAACAGUGGAAAAUCAAAACGGCGAUGUUAAUGCACUAUCCUAUUAUGAACUAGAGACGAUUGUCUUCGAUUCAGAAUUGAAUCGAACGCUAUUCGAAACUAAAUUAAAAUUACAUUGUGUGGUAGAGGAUGAUGAAUCAGAACAAAUGUCUUUAAACAGAUUAAUUGAAACGAUGAAACAAUGUAAUUAUUUAGUGGAUUCAAAAAACGUCAGAACAAGAAUGAAAUUAGCUACUAAUGACAACGUUCACGACGAAAACAAAAAAACUGUUGAUGACCAAAAUCAUUUAACAAAGUCACAGUUCUACUGUAAUACUCAAAAGGGGGACAGUACCGGUACGAACUCUUUUGUCAGUAUGCUUUCAGGAGACAAUAAUAGUGACGUAGAUAUGGAAGAUCGAAACUUUACCGAAUUUGAUAGCACAGAUACAAGUCUGUACACGAGUAUGGAACCAAGCCUUCAUGCAAACCGUACAGAAACAAAUAACAGGUCUAACGAAAACUUCCACAAUUUGAGAAACCAUUUCAAUAUUUCUCAAGACAGACAUAAGGAGGAAUGUAACGAUCUUUUACAAAGAAACGUGCUAGAGACAGAUUAUACAAGAGCGAAGAACCGCAUACUUGCUUCAAAGAUAAAACAAUACGAACGAUUGCGAUUUUAUAAGGAUACGUUCACACUUUAA
Saccharomyces eubayanus is the source of this 1320-nucleotide messenger RNA. RefSeq names its product COP9 signalosome catalytic subunit RRI1 (gene RRI1). The coding region runs from base 1 to 1320 and encodes 439 amino acids. NCBI's taxonomy places the organism in Eukaryota, Fungi, Ascomycota, Saccharomycetes, Saccharomycetales, Saccharomycetaceae. Gene Ontology annotation, cellular component: COP9 signalosome; cytoplasm. Gene Ontology annotation, biological process: protein deneddylation. Gene Ontology annotation, molecular function: deNEDDylase activity; protein binding; metallopeptidase activity. The record is from RefSeq and is a predicted model, not a curated record. The transcript has a single exon.